AGGGUGGGAGUUCCCUCCUACUUUAACGGAGGGUGUGUCUCUUCAGAAGGAAAAAAAAUCCUCUGAAGGUUUGCAAAUAAGUCUUGAAGUUUGUUUUUCUUUUGCAUUUUUCUUUGCCGUGCCACCCACAGCAUUAGAGCCUGUUACAGUCUCUCUGGGACGUUGUGGUGGAGAAGAGCGUUUGCCUUGAAGUAUUCGUGUUGACCUGCCUUAGAGUCGGAUUGCGAUUGACUCGCUUCUACAAUGGGGGACGUUGUUUCCAGUCACCUGGAUGAAGCCAAGCGGGAUAUUAUCUCAGCUCGAACUGGGAUGGUGAUGGCAGAGUUUGGGCGUCUGUAUGAGCAGCAGUAUGCUGUAGCUCUCUUCAACAAAGUUCGCUUUGACAUGGAGGGAGGAGGUGGCCCACAGCCACAACUACUACAGCGCAAGAUUCCUUUGGAGAACAAAUCAAUCUUCUCUGGAUCACUCUAUCAGUGCUUAGAGGAGAACAAGAAAUGGAGGAACCGCUUCCUCUUUGUCCCAGAUACCUACAAUAUCAACUAUUAUGACAGUAAAGCAGCCUAUGACAAACACCUCCCCCCCAAAGGAACCAUCAACUGUGCUGGCUACAAAGUGCUGACCUCUAUGGAGCAGUACCUGGAUCUAAUCAGCAGCAGCCUCCCUGGUUUGAAAGCCAAGGUGGGAAGUGCUCCCUUCCUAAAGUUUCCCUACCAGUUCCCUUUGAUACUGUGGCACCCUUAUGCCCGACACUGCUACUUCUGUGUGGAGACCGAGAAGGAGCAGCAGAAGUGGCACGCUGUCCUACAGGACUGUGUUAGACAUACAAACGAUGGUUUGUCCGAGGAGCAUAAAGUCCAAACACCAGCUUUCACUGACACAGUCCGACUUUACCGCCAGGCUCAAGGGCACUUUGGCACCUGGGAAAUGAUGUGUGGUGUACCAUCACAGAUCCUGUCUAACCUGGUGAUGGAGAGCCUCCACUCUGAGUUAAGGGAGCUCAUCUCCCCUCGUCUCAAAGGCAAACUGCAUGAGAGGCAGAGGAACUGGAUGCUGAUAACAGACGCAGUGUACGGUAUGGUGCAGAGCCAGUGUCAGACCCAGUAUGAGGCUACGGUGCGCAAAUGUGAAGCAGCCCGCUCCAACCUGGAAGCUUCCAUACGAACAGAUAUGGAUCAGAUCAUCACAUCCAAGGAGCAUGUCACCAACAAGAUUAAAGCUGUGGUUCUUCCCAAGGCUGAGAAGUUACUCAAGGUGAGCAUCCAGCCAUACAUCAGCUCCAUUUUAGAUGCCCUGAUGGAGCCCACCAGCCGAGGCUUUUUUGAGGUCCGUGAUGUUUUCUUCAGGGAGCUGGUGGACAUGAGCAAGAACACCCUUAAUAAUGCUACCAAGGAGACUGUAGCACAGCACAUGGAGAAGAUCUCCAUGUUGGCCUUCCACCCAGUAAAGAUGCAGAGCUGCUAUGAAAAGGUGGAGCAGCUGAGUCUGGAGGGUCUGCAGCAGCGGUUUGAUGUCUCCAGCCCCUCAGUGUUUGUUCAAAGGGCCCAGAUCCUCAUGAGAAAGCAAAUGGACGAUGCAGUGUAUACAUUUGAACAGAUCCUUCACCAGAGUCUGGAAUCUCAGGGUGUUGAGGAUCUAUGCAAGACCAUCCAACGUUGUCAGGACAGAGUCAUCAAGAAAUUUGACUAUGACAGCAGUACAGUGAGGAAGCGUUUCUUCCGUGAGGCACUCCUCCAGAUCUUCAUCCCCUAUAUGCUGAAGCAGCUCAGCCCAUCCUGUGCCUCAGAGCUUCCCCGCUUCCAGGAGCUGAUCUUUGAGGACUUUUCCCGAUUUAUCCUGGUGGAGAACAUCUUUGAAGAAGUGGUUCUGCACUCAGUCAUGAAAGACAUCAUGAUGGCUGUGAAGGAGGCAGCAGUCCAGAGGAGACACAACCUGUACAGGGACAGCAUUGUCCUAAGCAACAGUGACCCCAGCCUCCACCUGUUGGGAGAAAACCCGUCCAUUGACUGGGCAGAGAAGUAUGGAGGAAAGCAGGGUGAAGAAGAAGAACUUGAGGAGGUUUCUGAGGGUGAUGGUAAAUGGGCAGAUUCCCAGAAGCGGAGAAGAGUAAAGCAGGUGGUGUCAAUGAUCCAAGUGGAAGGCUCCAGUGAGUUGUUCAAGGAGGCACCUACUAUUGAUGUAAUCCUGGAGGAGGCUGAUGGAGCCGGGGAGGAGAAAGCCGAUGGUGAAGCAGCCUCUGAACAAACCAGAUCUCCAGUGUCCAAUGUGUCAGAGAGCCCUCCAGAGUCAUCCAAUGGUUCAGCCCUAAAGAAAGAGGAAGCCAACCCAGAGGAGAUGAAUAAGGAAAAGGACCCAGUGAAGGUUCAAUUAGCUGUGGAAGAUGCCUUAGGUAAUGUAGAGAAGGAAAAGAGAGAAAACAUCCAGCCUGUGACUGAAGAUGAGCCAUCCUCAAACAAGGAGUCAGUCAAGAUGCUUUCAUCUCCACCAUAUCCUGAGGAAAUAUUAUCAGAAGGCACAAAAACAACUCCAGAAAACCCUUCAGACUUGUCCAGUGGUUCUGUUAUAAAGGACGAGAAAGCCAAACCAGAGGAUUUGUGUAAAGACACUGCUGCAUUUAACUCUGCUCUAGAUGGUGUUUCAGUCAUAAACGAGGAGCUUAAAGAAGUAAGCAAAGCAGUGGCUGAGGGGGAUGCACUCUGCAACCAAAAGGAGUCAGUGGUGGGUCUGCCACUCUUUCCUCCUUCAGAGGAAACGUUAUCUAAGGUAACACAAACCAUCUCAGAAAACCCUCCAAAAAUGUCCACUGGUUCAAACCUGAAGGAAGAUGAGGCAAAAGCAGAUGCCCCAUGUGACCAAGAUGUGCAACUGGAGACUGAAUCAGCUGCAGAGGGAGCUUCGGUUAACGUACAGGAGGAGGAAAAGAGAGAAAACAACCAGCCAGUGUUGAAGGAGCUGCCACCCUUCAACCAGGAUAAGUCGGAUGAGGGAGUGCCAGUUCCAACUCAACCUGAAGAAACUAAGGAAUCAACACCAGAGAAUCCUGUACUCAGACAUAACGACAGUGGCUUCCAGUCCCCCACUGGUGAGGUGGUGGAGCAGGCGGAGGUGACUUCCACAACUGACCCACAGGCCUAGGAGUAACUCCCUGUGGAGGAGGAGGAAAAUGUAGCCUCAUCAGCAGAUGCAGGGCACUGACUCGUGACUCUGAGAACAAAAGUCAAUGAUACAAUGAUUUCCACAUAAAGCUCUAAAGCUGAACCUUGAUCUGUUUGAUUUGUUUUUUUAGCAGUAAAGAACAUGCCUUGCUGAUUUAACUGCAUAUGUUUUCAGUUGCUACAGUAGAGGCCACUAAGCAGCCUGUUUUUACUGAAUAUGUUCGAGUCAAAUGUCAUUUCCACAACUCCUCAUUUGCCAGGACGACUUUGAGCUUUUAUUGUACACAUACUACACAUUUCUUUCCUCUUCAUCUAGAAAUAUGAGCACACUGGAUGACCGGUGUCUGUAAUGGUAUUACCAUAGACCAGUUGCUCGCACACUCUUGUUAAGGUGCCUUUGGUGAAAAGCUUGUUUAUUUAGCUUUUCAAUCUAUUUUAACAAACUGCUGUGGCCUUUAGACAAUCGCAGCAGUUAGUAUUUUUAUCAGUUGGGUCGAUGUAUAUAACACUCUGUGUUUUUGGAAAAUCAGCAAGAUGAUGAGCUCAGGCCAAGUCAAAAAAAUUAAAUUAAACUGGUUCCAAUUAGCCUACAGAUGAUACAUUCCAGAGCGGAACAAACAUGAAUUCAACAUCCAGAUGAAUGAGUUGUCUUAGUGAACACAGUUAAAAUUAUGGUGCCUAUUUGAGAACACAAUUUCUAUAGGUUUUUGUGUUUACAGCCCUGUGCAUGUCCUCUAUAAAGGUUUGUACUGAACAAAGAACCACCCAACUCUCACUUUUACUAAUCUUUUUUUUAACAUUUGUUUGCUGAUUUCUUACUUUUCUGUUAUUUAUUAUUUUUGCACUCAUUUCUUUUUUGAAUGGAGUAUAUUUUAUGUAAUUGUCUCUUGUGUGAAUAAAAUCAAACUGUUAUUGAUAAUAAACCAUUAUCCAUUAAAUAUC
This is a messenger RNA of Girardinichthys multiradiatus, 4094 nucleotides long. It is a transcript of the gene niban2b, whose product is annotated as niban apoptosis regulator 2b. Lineage: Eukaryota; Metazoa; Chordata; Actinopteri; Cyprinodontiformes; Goodeidae. The record is from RefSeq and is a predicted model, not a curated record. The transcript has 14 exons. The coding region runs from base 244 to 3132 and encodes 962 amino acids.